AAUUUCUUUUUCUCUUUUUGAUAAAUGAGGCAAAGAUAAAAAAACUUAAGGUCUGGGGUAGCUAACCCCCACAUAAUCUGCAGUAAAUAAGAGAUCCACCGCCGGUGGAUAAACAUUCAAAAUUCUUAAACCAUGGGGGGCAAAAACCCCCUUUUUCGCAAGAGCGUCUGCAGCCAUGUUAGCCUCUCUCAGCACAUUCUUCACUUGAACUUGGGGGAUCAUGUGCAAAAGGGCCCUGCAAUCCAUAAUAAGAGUGCUAUAAGGGUGGAACCUGUUGACACAAGUGCAAUAGUAGGGCCAAUAUUGUGUGGUCCCUCAAUUUCUUUGAAGAAGGUUAAAAUCGGAGAUAAGGUGGGUUUGGGAAGCCUAGCUGGCUCAUGUGGUUCAUGCGAGAACUGUGUUGAUGACCUUGUAAGUUGCUGUCCAGAAAUGAUUCCCUCCUACAAUGGCAUUUAUUGUGAUGGAGCAAAGACAUAUGGAGGCUACUCCGAUUUCAUGGUUGCCAAUGAACAUUUUGUUGUGCAGAUCCCUGAUAGCAUACCUCUUGAUGCUGCUGCUCCGUUGUUCUGUGCUGUAAUCACAAUCUACAGCCCAUUGAAAUAUUUUGGUCCUGGGGAACCUGGCAAGCAUGUAGGCAUUGUUGGACUUGGUGAUCUUGGUCAUCUGGGUGUUAAAUUUGCUAAGGCUUUGGGAUCCAAAGUGACUGUAAUCAGCACUUCUCCCAGCAAGAAGAUUGAAACUCUGGAGCAUCUUGGUGCUUACUCAUUUUUGGUUAGCCAUGACCAAGAUGAAAUGAGGAUAAAAUGGCCGGCAUACUUCAGUAAUUUUGCUCACCCACUUCGAUAUAUUGCAAGCCAAAUUAUUCAUGGACAAGGCAAAAACAUUAUUGGCAAUACCCAAUUCAUCUCGCUCCUCCUUUUCCUCCUGUGUGAAAACCUACCGUACAAAAUGGCCAAGUUACCAGAAGAAGAGCAUCCUGUGAAAGCCUUUGGCUGGGCUGCUAGAGAAACAUCUGGUCAUCUUUCCCCUUUCAAUUUCUCUCGAAGAGCAACUAGCGAAGAGGAUGUUAGAUUUAAGGUGUUGUAUUGUGGAAUAUGUCAUUCAGACCUUAAUUUCAUCAAGAAUGAGUGGGGCUUCUCUGAGUUCCCUGUGGUACCUGGGCAUGAAAUUGUAGGGGAAGUAACAGAGGUAGGCAGCAGAGUAAACAAAGUUAAGGUCGGAGACAUAGUGGGUGUGGGAUGCAUGGUUGGUUGCUGCCGCUCCUGCAACAACUGUGCUAAUGACCUUGAAAAUUACUGUCCCAAAAUGAUCCUUACUUAUAAUGCAACUUACCAUGAUGGAACAAGGACAUAUGGAGGCUACUCUGAUUUCAUGGUUGUCAACGAACAAUUUGUUGUUCACAUCCCUGAUAGCAUCCGGCUUGAUGCUGCUGCACCAUUGCUAUGUGCUGGAAUCACAGUCUACAGUCCACUGAAAUACUUUGGACUGGCAGAACCUGGAAAGCACAUUGGCAUCGUUGGCCUUGGUGGCCUCGGUCAUCUGGCUAUUAAAUUUGCCAAGGCUUUGGGGUCCAAAGUAACUGUAAUCAGCACCUCUCCAAGCAAGAAGAAUGAAGCUCUGGAGCAUCUCGGUGCUGACUCCUUUUUGGUUAGCCGUGACCUGGACCAAAUGGAGGCUGCCAUGGGUACAUUGGAUGGAAUCAUAGACACAGUCUCUGCUGUUCAUCCCAUUCUGCCAUUGAUUGGUCUACUGAAGUCCAAUGGGAAAUUUAUCAUGGUGGGUGUGCCUGACAAGCCACUUGAGCUACCUGUCUUUCCUUUGGUUAUGGGAAGGAAGUUGGUGGCUGGGAGCAGCAUUGGAGGGAUGAAAGAGACACAGGAGAUGAUAGAUUUUGCAGCAAAGCACAACAUUACCGCAGACAUUGAGGUAAUCUCCAUAGAUUAUGUCAACACUGCUAUGGAGCGACUUGCAAAAGGUGAAGUUAGAUACCGAUUUGUCAUUGACAUUGGGAACACCUUAGCUGCCACCAAGCCUUGAACUCCAGUUGGCAUCUCCUGCCUGAUCAAAUAAAGUACUAGAACUUCAGUAGUUAAUCCAUUGUUGGUGAAUAAGACAUCAGUUAUUUCUUGUGUGGGUGUGAGAGAGAGAUAUCUGAGAAACUGAGAAACUGAUCUCUUUUA
This is a messenger RNA of Rubroshorea leprosula, 2180 nucleotides long. The record is from the annotation of a GenBank genome assembly. NCBI's taxonomy places the organism in Eukaryota, Viridiplantae, Streptophyta, Magnoliopsida, Malvales, Dipterocarpaceae.